Messenger RNA from Oryzias latipes (Japanese medaka), 977 nucleotides. Lineage: Eukaryota; Metazoa; Chordata; Actinopteri; Beloniformes; Adrianichthyidae. The record is from RefSeq and is a predicted model, not a curated record.
GGGCGGGGCUUCAGCCGCUCCGCUUUUAAGCCGUGCUGAGUUUGAGUUGCUGGUGUUUGGAGCAUGGAGCUGCUGGGGGUGCUGGCUGUGGUUCUUGUGGUCUCUGUGGACCGGACGGCGCUGGGAAUCUCUCAUCCAAAGCCGUCCUGCCGUUAUCCUCCAUCUCAAUGGUGUCGGUCUCUGGAAAUAGCUAUAGAAUGUAAGGUUCAGAAACAGUGCAUGGAGCUAAAUGCCAUCAAGCCGAAUGAGACUGUCCCUCCAGUAUCCAUCACUCUAUACUAUGAGACCCUGUGCCCAGACUGCAGAAUUUUCAUCAGUGAGCAGUUGUUUCCCACCUGGUUAAUGCUAAAAGACAUCAUGUCUGUUACACUGGUGCCUUAUGGAAAUGCUCAGGAGGUUCAAUCACCAACUUCGUCCUUCAUCUGUCAGCAUGGGGAGCCCGAAUGCAAAGGAAACAUGAUACAGGCCUGCAUUCUCCAUUUAACAACAAACUCCCUUGCAUUUCAAAUCAUCUACUGCAUGGAGUCCUCUGCAGAUGUGCUCAGUGCUGCACAGCCAUGUCUUCACCUGUAUGCUCCCUCGGUCUCCUGGUCCAGUGUGAACUCUUGCGUCAGUGGAGACUUGGGAUUCCGUCUGAUGCAUGGCAAUGCGGUCAUGACCCGAGCUCUGAACCCUCCCCACACACACGUUCCUUGGGUCACUUUUAAUGGGGAAUACACGGAGGAGAAUGAAGAAAAGGCAAUGUCCUCCCUCUUCCAUCUGGUUUGUGAGCUCUAUCAGGGAGUGAAGCCUCCUGCCUGCACCGGCGCUUCCGUCAAACUAAGCCGAAGUGUCUGAAUAUAAUAAAAUGCAAAGUUUUGGUGCUUGAAUUUGAUUCAAAGAUUUUUACUUAUGUGUUUCUUUGUUAUGUUUGUGUUUACAAAGCAGCUUGUGCAUUUACCAUCCUCACUUGGAACUAAACUUUUGCUUCAAGAAAA